AUGGCAGAUGCAUGGACAGAAGAUCAAAUAGCUAUAUUCCGUGAAGCCUUUCACGUCAUUGACAAGGACUCAGACGGAUUCAUUACUGUGGACGAAUUGAUAACCAUUUUCCAUUCAUUAGAUGGGAAUCCAACAAAACAAGAAAUUCAAAAUAUGAUUAGUGAAGUCGAUAUUGAUGGAAAUGGGUGGGUAGAUUUUGAAGAGUUCUUCAACAUUAUGGGAGCAAAAAUGAAGGAAAACCUGACUGAGGAGCUAAAAGACGCAUUCAAAGUAUUUGAUAGGAAUAAUGAUGGAUAUAUAUCAGCCAAUGAGCUGAGACACGUGAUGAUGAAACUGGGAGAGAGGCUGACAGAUGAAGAAGUUGAACAAAUGAUUAGAGAAGCAGAUUUGGAUGGAGAUGGUCGAGUUAGCUAUGAAGAAUUUGAAAAGUUGAUGACACUAAAUUGA
This is a messenger RNA of Abrus precatorius (Indian licorice), 447 nucleotides long. Its product is annotated as calmodulin-alpha-like. Bases 1 to 447 code for a protein of 148 amino acids. The transcript has 4 exons. Lineage: Eukaryota; Viridiplantae; Streptophyta; Magnoliopsida; Fabales; Fabaceae. Gene Ontology annotation, molecular function: calcium ion binding; enzyme regulator activity. The record is from RefSeq and is a predicted model, not a curated record.